Messenger RNA from Dicrocoelium dendriticum, 2932 nucleotides. Lineage: Eukaryota; Metazoa; Platyhelminthes; Trematoda; Plagiorchiida; Dicrocoeliidae. The record is from the annotation of a GenBank genome assembly.
CCUCGCUUUCGAUACCGUACACGAUCACACGACCCAAUUUCGGCUGAUUUUCGUUCCAUGAAUUGGACACUUCGGCUCGGUCUGUGACCUUGCGGUGGUCUUAAGCUCCCCCGGUUUAUUACGGCUAUACGUACACGCUGGACACAGAAGCCCUCGGAAUCCACAACUGGACGCAUACUGCAAACGCAAUGGCAGACAGGAAAACUGAGCUAGAGCAGAAGAAAGCGCGGUUAAUUGCUAUUAGGGAGGGUAAAAAGAGGCGUGAUGAAGUCAAAAAGAUUCCUAAUGAAACUGGUAGUUUUCCCGAUUUGAAUGCUGCCACUCUGCGACAAACAACAGAGGAGUUGCUGAAGAACCUUGGCAUUCCAGUUGUUGAUGAUCUUGAAACAAAAAAGGCUGAAAUUCAGCUGGAUGACGCAACUUCGACAGGCCAACAUACACCAACCCUCUCAAGACGACGGAAGAAUCUGCAACUAUCUGGCAUCACCGAGACCUCAAUACCACCUCCAGAACAGAUACUUUAUUGCAAAGAGACACAAACCAUAGAAAUCCCUAAUGACAGAGAGAUCCUCACUUACGACGAAACAAACAGGGAAGAUGUGGACGCAACCGCUGCGCUGGCGGAGCUGCAAAAGAUGCCUCAUGUGGGCCUUGCUCCUGCCCCACAAAAGAAUCGCCACCGGUCAGAUGGGAUGGAUGCGAGUACUGGGGAGGAAUCUCAAAAGCCUCUGAAGCUGUCAGAAGAAGAGAAAACCCAGAUUUUGUCUUCCGAGAACUUCCGUGGCUUCUUCGAUUUCGCUUCGCGGGUCGUCGAGCGUUCUCUGGCCAAAGAUGAUGACGAUCUGUUCUUCGAUUAUCAAGGCACGGAACAAGAAAAAGAGGUUUCCGAUGCACUGUUGACUCCCUUUCACGAGUUCUUUGAUGAGCGAUGGACCAGAAAGCGCACGGUUACUAGUCUCGAGUGGUCCACUAUCUUCCCCGAAUUGUUGCUUGCUGCAUAUCACGUGAACGAGGAUGCUCCGCACGAACCUGAAGGUGUUUGCCUCAUAUGGAACAUGAAAUACCCGAAAAAACUAAGUCCAGAGUUCAUAUUUCAUUGCCAAUCCCCUAUUACAUCCGCAACUUUAUCCAAAUUUCAUCCCAACAUUGUGAUUGGUGGCACAUAUUCAGGACAAAUCGUUUUAUGGGAUACUCGCGUGAACAAGCGCACCCCGGUACAACGAAGUCCUCUUACAUCUUGGGCCCAUACACAUCCAGUGUUUGCCAUCACUUUUGUGGGCACGCAGAAUGCUCACCACAUCAUCAGCCUUGGAUCUGAUGGGUCGCUAUGUGCUUGGAGUUUGGAGAUGUUAACGCAACCGCGUGAGAAAACCAAAGUGUGUGAAAUGUCCUCCGGUGGAUUGUUCGACCUCUAUCCCACGUGCAUGUCCUUCUUCGCCAAUGACGUGAACAACUAUGCGGUUGGUGCGGAGAAUGGAAACGCCUACUGUGGACAGCGGCAUAGCAGCCGGAGCGGUGCCACUGAGGAGGUCUCCAAACACGUUCCCUAUAAAGGACAUUGUGCGCCCAUCACAGCCAUAUCCACUCACCCGAGCCCCGGUGCAGUGAGCUUCUCCUCAUUGUUUCUAACCGCCUCUUUGGACUGGACAGUCCGUCUUUGGUCCACACGUGAGUACAAACCGCUGCACACGUUCGACGACUAUUUCGACUACGUGUACGACGUGUGCUGGAGUCCGGUACAUCCGGCGGUGUUUGCCACUGUGGAUGGAACCGGGCGUCUGGAUGUGUGGAAUAUCAAUCAGGAUGUUGAGGUGCCUACAGCCCAAUACGUUAUCGGUGGACCAUCCAACGUGGAAAAAGCAUCCACCGGCCAUGUUGCUUUAAACAAAUGUCGAUGGGAUUGCACAGGAUCCUAUCUCGCUGCUGGUGACAACCACGGCCGAGUCACUGUAUGUUCCGUGCACGAAUCACUAGUUCAACCUGGAGCCGAACAGUGGCCGGAGUUUGCCCGGAGUCUUUCAGACUUAAAGCUGUAUACCAUGGAUCAAGAUGUUCGUCUUGAAGCCUAGAGACUUAUUUCGCACUUCUGUGAUCCUUCCCACUGAACCUUCCCUUGUGCCCAGUGUAACCAACUUUAUCCAUAUGUCAGGUACUUGUGUUCACUCAUCUGACCCAUCAGUUGAUCAUGUUUGAGGCUUUACAUCCCGGGUCCCACAUCGACUAUCUGCACAGACGUUAUGGACACCUGUUUUUCACUUAUACGCAUGUUUUUUGUUUCUUUUUAUCUUGUCAUUAGGUACUUGGAUUUUUCUCCUCAUUUUUGUUUUAUUUUACUUUCCUACUGAGGUGCGUGCAAUUGCUUCGAUACUUUGUCUCACCACAUGAUCUCGCCCUUUGUAUCCCUUCAUCUUGGUACUUUGACAUGACUUGAACCACAUACAUAUUUUCUUACGCAAAUGUUGUGCUCUACACAGCUGUUGGCUUUCGCACUGCCGGAGGUUCAGCUUUCGGAUGGCUGCCAACGUGACUCCAUUGUGUGGGUAUGCACUCAUUCUACGUUCACAUUACCGUGCAACCGUGCUAAUCCUCUGUGUAUUUUCAUCCGACACCUUCGUGAUGGCACCAGCCCAAUGGGCCGUACUACACUCACUCAUCUCCAACUCUUCGUCUGUUCCCAUGACAAUGAACAACUUGCUUUCCGUUUUAUAUUUCUUUAAUUUACCACGCCACCAAUUUCUUUUAUCGCAGCAAGGCGAAUCAUUGCAGCAGGAGCUACCGCCUGUCGAUACCCGGACCGAAAUUGUCUGAUUGAAACGGAUUCGCACUUUCAAAGGGCAAAGCUUCAUUGCAAAAUCCUCAACCAUUUGAUUACUUCUGUACUGUAUGACCGCUUAAUCCUUUCGGGAAAAAAAUCCUCGUCAGUGUACAUUCC